This is a messenger RNA of Lynx canadensis (Canada lynx), 1796 nucleotides long. RefSeq names its product cytochrome P450 4B1 (gene CYP4B1). Lineage: Eukaryota; Metazoa; Chordata; Mammalia; Carnivora; Felidae. The coding region runs from base 50 to 1585 and encodes 511 amino acids. Gene Ontology annotation, molecular function: oxidoreductase activity, acting on paired donors, with incorporation or reduction of molecular oxygen; iron ion binding; monooxygenase activity. The transcript is spliced from 12 exons. The record is from RefSeq and is a predicted model, not a curated record.
CCAGGGUUGCAGGAAGGAGGCCAGAGCCUUGGUGACUGUAGCUGUAGCCAUGCUUUCCAUCUUGCUCUCCUUGAAUCUCUCCCACCUGGGCCUGUGGGCAUCUGGAUUGAUCUUGGUCUUAGGCUUCCUCAAGCUCAUUCGUCUGCUGCUGCGGAGGCAGAUGCUGGCCAGGGCUAUGGAUAGUUUCCCAGGACCCCCCACCCACUGGCUCUUCGGGCAUGCCCUCGAGAUCCAGAAGACAGGGAGCCUGGACAAGGUGGUGUCCUGGGCCCACCAGUUCCCUUAUGCCCACCCACUCUGGCUUGGACAGUUCCUUGGCUUCCUGAACAUCUAUGAGCCUGAUUAUGUCAAGGCUGUGUAUAGCCGAGGAGAUCCCAAGGCUGCGGACGUGUAUGAUUUCUUCCUCCAGUGGAUUGGGAAAGGCCUGCUGGUCCUCCAUGGGCCCAAGUGGUAUGAGCACCGCAAGCUGCUCACACCUGGCUUCCACUAUGAUGUGCUGAAACCCUACGUGGCUGUGUUCAACAACUCCACGCAUGCCAUGCUGGACAAGUGGGAAGAAAAGGCUCGUGAGGAUAAGGGCUUUGACAUCUUCUGUGAUGUGGGCCACAUGGCGCUGGACUCACUCAUGAAGUGCACCUUUGGCAAAGGAAACAGCGGUCUCAGUCACAGGGACAAUAGCUACUACCUGGCGGUCAGCGACCUCACUCUGCUGAUGCAGCAGCGCAUCGAGUCCUUCCAGUACCAUAAUGACUUCAUCUACUGGCUCACCCCACAUGGCCGACGCUUCCUACGGGCCUGCCAGGAAGCCCACGACCACACAGACCAGGUCAUCAGGGAACGAAAGGCAGCCCUGCAGGAUGAGAAAGAGCAGGAGAAGAUUCAGAACCGGAGGCACCUGGACUUCCUAGAUAUUCUUCUGGGGGCUCGGGAUGAAAGUGGGAUCAAGUUGUCCGAUGCAGAACUGCGGGCUGAAGUGGACACAUUCAUGUUUGAAGGCCAUGACACCACCACCAGUGGCAUCUCCUGGUUUCUCUAUUGCAUGGCCCUGUACCCGGAGCACCAGAGUCGUUGCCGGGAGGAGGUCUGUGAGAUCCUUGGGGACCGGGACUCCUUCCAGUGGGAUGAUCUGGGGAAGAUGACCUACUUGACCAUGUGCAUCAAGGAGAGCCUUCGCCUCUACCCACCUGUGCCCCAGGUGUACCGCCAGCUCAGCAAGCCUGUCAACUUUGUGGAUGGCCGCUCUCUACCUGCAGGCAGCCUGAUCUCUCUGCACAUCUAUGCCCUCCACAGGAACAGCUCAGUGUGGCCUGACUCUGAGGUCUUUGACCCUCUGCGCUUUACUCCUGAGAAUGUGGCCACACGCCACCCCUUUGCUUUCAUGCCCUUCUCUGCUGGGCCCAGGAACUGCAUCGGGCAGCAGUUUGCCAUGAAUGAGAUGAAGGUGGUCACGGCCCUCUGCUUGCUCCGCUUUGAGUUCGCCCUGGACCCCUUGCAGCCCCCCAUCAAGAUGCCCCAGCUAAUCCUGCGCUCCAAGAAUGGAAUCCACCUCCGCCUGAAGCCUCUGCACCUGGGCUCUGGGAAGUAGCUCUGCCUGGGGUAGGGCCCCAGACAGCCCAGACUGUGGCCUCUCCUUGGGCUGGAUCAUAGAAUCUCCCAAGCUGGAUCAUAGAAUAGCUAUGGCUCCCUGUCUUUGGGAGGCUUACAGUUUAGAAGGGGAGCAGGCACCCACAUAAACAGUCACCUGGAGGGCAGUGACAUGUAAGCAUGUGUGUCAAUAAAUGUUUAUUAUGUGUGUA